This is a messenger RNA of Leptosia nina, 1308 nucleotides long. Lineage: Eukaryota; Metazoa; Arthropoda; Insecta; Lepidoptera; Pieridae. The record is from the annotation of a GenBank genome assembly.
AUGGCUCUAAACAAUAGCAAAAGAUUGCUCAAACUACUGUCAGAUGAAACAAUUCACUGUGUAAGAAACUAUGGAACUGCUAAAAGAGUUGCUGCUACAAACCCUGUCGUUGAAAUGGAUGGAGACGAGAUGACACGAAUUAUUUGGGAGAAAAUUAAAGAGAAAUUAAUUUUUCCCUAUGUGAAGCUCGAUUGUCUGUACUACGACUUGGGUUUGCCUCAUCGUGACGCGACGAACGAUCAAGUGACGAUAGAUGCUGCCCAUGCCAUCCUCAAACACAAUGUUGGCAUCAAGUGCGCUACGAUCACACCAGAUGAGCAGAGAGUAGAGGAGUUCAAGUUGAAGAAGAUGUGGCUGAGUCCUAAUGGCACCAUUCGUAAUAUCUUGGGUGGAACAGUCUUCCGUGAGCCAAUCCUAUGCAAAAGUAUACCUAGAGUUGUACCUGGCUGGACUAAGCCCAUGGUAAUUGGUCGUCACGCACAUGGAGACCAGUACAAGGCCCAGGACUUCCUAGUUUCGAAGCCAGGAAAGGUGGAGUUAGUAUACACAGCAGAAGAUGGUACAGUAGAAAAACAACUGCUCUACGAUUUCAAAGUACCCGGAGUUGCAAUGGGAAUGUACAACACUGACGAGUCUAUACGUUCUUUUGCGCACUCUAGUUUUCAGGUAGCUAUACAAAAGAAAUGGCCGCUAUAUUUAUCAACAAAGAAUACAAUACUUAAGCGCUACGACGGUCGUUUUAAGGACAUCUUCCAAGAAAUUUAUGACAGCGACUACAAGAAGCAGUUUGAAGAUGCCAAAAUCUGGUAUGAGCAUCGGUUGAUCGAUGACAUGGUGGCGCAGGCUAUUAAGGGCGCUGGUGGAUUUGUGUGGGCCUGCAAGAACUAUGACGGUGACGUGCAGUCUGACGUCGUAGCACAGGGUUAUGGAUCUCUGGGUAUGAUGACUUCAGUCCUUAUGUGUCCGGACGGAAAAACUGUAGAAUCUGAGGCAGCCCAUGGUACGGUGACGCGACACUACCGAAUGCAUCAGCAAGGCAAACCUACUUCCACCAAUCCGGUUGCCUCUAUCUACGCCUGGACUAGAGGGCUUUUACAUCGGGCGAAGUUGGAUGGCACACCCGAUCUUGAACGUUUUGCGUUAGCUCUUGAGGAGGCGUGCGUCGAAUGCAUUGAUAGCGGCAAGAUGACCAAGGACUUGGUUAUAUGCAUUCACGGCGUAGCUAACACGAAAGAAGGAAUGUACUUGCACACUGAAGACUUCUUACAGGCUAUCGCUGAUCAACUUGAACACAAAUUAUCUAAGUAA